GGUUUAUAGAAUGCGUCGAUGGGCACAGCCCAUUCGCUUGCGAUGGAUCCAUGAGGCUGCGUCUCUCCCUGGCGAUGGCCUCCAAUCCACAAUUGACCAGGCCGCCGCGAUUCGAAAGGAGAGGACCAAGAUCUCCAUGCUCAUCGCCACGCUCAAGGGCUGCGCCAUGUCCAGGGACUUGCAAAGGGCGAGGAGAGCACACGCGGAGAUGGAGGCUUCCGGGAUUGGUGAUUCAGCGAAGAAAUGCUCGGUGGUCGCGAACACGAUGAUCGAUAUGUACGCCAAGUGUGGCAGCAUGGUGGAAGCGCAGCGAGCAUUCGACGAGAUGGAGAGCCACGACGUGAUCGCCUGGACAGCGCUCAUCAAUGGCUACGUAGACAACGAUGAGCCAGAGCUCGCGAUCAAGCUCUUCUCGAGUUUCAGGACUUCUUCCGGGAUUCGUCUAGAUGCCGCGAGCUACCUGGCUGGAUUGAGAGCUUGCUCGAGCCUGGCUGCUAGAGAGCCUGGGAAGAAGCUGGCCGAUGGAAGGAUCGUGAAAGUUAGAGCUCUGGAGAAGGGGAUGGAGGUCCAUGACGGGGCUGUGAAGGAUGGAUGCUCGAGCUUGUUCUUGGCGAGCGCUCUCGUCACCUUCUACUCCAAGUGUGGGAGCUUGGGCGACGCUCGGAGAGUUUUCGCGAGCAUGCCUCAGCACGAUCUGGUCUCUUGCAACGCUUUGAUGCUGGUGCUUGCCGAAAAUGGAGAAGAAGUCGCGGCUAUGGAUUUGCUGAAAGGAUUGGAACAAAGAGGCUGCGUUUCAAACGCUAGAACUUUCCUGGCGGCGCUCAAGGCUUGCACGAAUCUGGCCGAGAAGGAAACCGGCGAGCAGAUCGACGGGAGAGUCGUGAAAGUUUUGAGCCUCGAUAGAGGAAGAGAGGUCCACCGCAAGGCCGAGAUGAUCCUCGGCAGGGAGAUGACCACCUUCGUCUCCAACACGGUGGUGGAUAUGUACUGCAAGUGUGGGAGCGUGAUCGAUGCUCGGGGUGUCUUCGAGAGGAUGGCUUCGAGAAGUUUGGUCUCAUGGAACGCUCUCAUCCUCGGCUACGCCGAGAACGGCCAUGGCGAUGCCGCCCUUGAGCUCUUCUCGCGCAUGAAGCUCGAAGGAUACGCUCCAGACGCAAGAACUUUCGCCGCGGGGCUCAAAGCUUGCGAGAUCCUCGUAGCUCUCGACGCGGGGAAGAAGAUAUACGCGGAAGUUUGCCGGACUGGUUUGGAAAACGAGGCAGGGCUCGCGAGCUGCGUGCUUGAUUUCCACUCUCGCUGUGGAAGCAUGGAUGAAUCACACCGGAUCUUUGAGUCACUCUCGUCCCGAGACUCGGUAACUUGGACGGCGCUUCUCUUUGGCUAUGGCCGCCAGGGCGAUACCAAAGGAGUGUUUGAUCUCUUCCAUGGAAUGGUGGACGAGGGGUUGGAAGUUGACGGGAUCACGCUGCUGUGCAUACUCAGCGCUUGCAGCCACGCUGGUUUAGUGGAGACUGGCGAGGCUUGGUUUGGAUCGAUGAGCUCCAAGUUUGCGGUCACUCCAAGCAUCGAGCACUACCACUGCAUGGUUGAUAUCCGCGGCAGAGCAAACCGGCUGGACGACGCUCUCGCUUUGAUCCAAGCCAUGCCUUUCGAGCCAAGCACGGUGACUUGGAGGACGCUCCUGGCGGCGUGUAAGAAGUGGAAAAAUGUGGCCGUGGGAAGGAUCGCGUUUGAGAGCUUGAUUCGGUUGGAUCGGCGAGACACGGCGGUCUAUCUCUUGAUGUCGAGCUUGUACGCGGGCACAGGGAUGUGGAGCGAGCAGCUUCGAGUGGAGUGGCUCCGGAGGGAUUGCGGCGACUGGAAACAAGCUGGGCGAUGCUGGUGGAGCGACAGAUCUGGUAUAGUUCACUGCUUCAUGGCCGGGGAUCUCGAGAACCAUCCCCAAAGUCUGGAGAUCGCGGCGAAGUUGCGGGAUGUUCUUCGGGGUUUCGAGGGUGGCGGUGGCGAGAAGAUGGCGUCGCUGUGCGGGCACUGCGAGAGGAUCGCUGUGGCUUGCGCGCUCGUCAACACGGCUCCUGGCACGACGAUCCGGAUCAGUAAGAAUCUGAGAGUUUGCGACGAGUGUCAUGAAGUUCUUGGGUUUAUCUCGAGGGUGGAGGGGCGGAGCAUCGUCUGCCGGGACGCAAGCAGGCUCCAUGUUUACAGGGAUGGAACUUGCUCCUGUGGUGAGUACUGGUAGAAAUUUCACACUCUUGCCAAAGUGAUUCAUCCGGGAUGAAGAGCUUGAAUGGUAUUAUUCGCUGCCAGCAGAACAUAUGCAGCUUCUCCGGUUGGAAACAUGGAGAUCGCUUGUUUCGCAGCC
Messenger RNA from Selaginella moellendorffii, 2362 nucleotides. RefSeq names its product pentatricopeptide repeat-containing protein ELI1, chloroplastic-like. NCBI's taxonomy places the organism in Eukaryota, Viridiplantae, Streptophyta, Lycopodiopsida, Selaginellales, Selaginellaceae. Gene Ontology annotation, biological process: RNA modification. The transcript is spliced from 2 exons. The coding region runs from base 11 to 2239 and encodes 742 amino acids. The record is from RefSeq and is a predicted model, not a curated record. Gene Ontology annotation, molecular function: zinc ion binding; RNA binding; protein binding.